Molecule: messenger RNA, 1781 nt
Organism: Aspergillus campestris IBT 28561
Lineage: Eukaryota; Fungi; Ascomycota; Eurotiomycetes; Eurotiales; Aspergillaceae
Product: H(+)-transporting V1 sector ATPase subunit B
Exons: 9
Coding region: 107-1633 (508 amino acids)
Biological process (GO): ATP metabolic process; proton transmembrane transport
Cellular component (GO): proton-transporting V-type ATPase, V1 domain
Molecular function (GO): ATP binding; proton-transporting ATPase activity, rotational mechanism
Source: RefSeq, a predicted model, not a curated record
CACACACGUACGGAAGCACCUUCCCUCUCUCCUCCCUCUCUCCCCCUCAUCUCUCUUAUUAUCUCCUAUACGUGGUACCUCACUGAGGUCCCCCCCCUCCUCCACCAUGGCGUCCGAAUUCAUCGACCCCAGAAUGACCUCCAUCAAGCCUCACAUCCGCUACAACACCAUCGGAGGUAUCAACGGACCGCUGGUGGUUCUGGACAACGUCAAAUUCCCCCGGUACAACGAGAUCGUCUCCCUGACCCUGCCUGAUGGAACCGAACGGUCGGGUCAGGUUCUGGAGGCUAGAGGAAGCAGAGCCGUCGUUCAGGUCUUUGAGGGUACUCCGGGUAUUGAUGUUAAAAGGACCAAAGUCGAGUUCACCGGCCACAGCAUGAAGCUGGGUGUCUCGGAGGACAUGCUUGGUCGUGUGUUUGACGGUUCGGGUCGUGCCAUCGAUAAGGGUCCCAAGGUGCUGGCGGAGGAUUACCUGGAUAUCAACGGUCAACCGAUCAACCCAUACUCGCGAGUGUAUCCGGAAGAAAUGAUCUCCACCGGUAUCUCGGCCAUCGACACCAUGAACUCCAUUGCCCGUGGUCAGAAGAUCCCCAUCUUCUCCGCCUCCGGUCUGCCGCACAACGAGAUUGCCGCCCAGAUCUGUCGCCAGGCCGGUCUGGUUAACAAGCCCACCAAGGACGUCCACGACGGCCACGAGGAGAACUUCUCGAUCGUGUUCGCCGCCAUGGGUGUGAACAUGGAGACCAGUCGUUUCUUCACGCGCGACUUCGAGGAGAACGGCAGUAUGGAGCGCGUUACGCUGUUCCUGAACUUGGCCAACGACCCGACGAUCGAGCGUAUCAUUACCCCCCGUCUUGCCCUGACCACCGCCGAAUACUACGCCUACCAGCUGGAGAAGCACGUCCUGGUCAUCAUGACGGAUAUCUCGGCGUACUGUGAUGCCCUUCGUGAGGUGUCCGCCGCCCGAGAAGAAGUGCCUGGUCGUCGUGGUUAUCCCGGUUACAUGUACACGGAUUUGUCGACCAUCUAUGAGCGUGCGGGACGUGUGGAGGGCCGUAAUGGGUCGAUUACCCAGAUUCCUAUCUUGACUAUGCCUAAUGAUGAUAUUACCCAUCCCAUUCCCGAUUUGACCGGUUACAUUACCGAGGGCCAGAUCUUCAUUGACCGACAGCUGGACAACAAGGGUGUCAGCCCUCCCAUCAACGUGCUCCCUUCGCUGUCCCGUCUGAUGAAGUCUGCCAUCGGCGAGGGCCACACGCGCAAGGACCACUCCGAUGUGUCCAACCAGCUGUACGCCAAGUACGCCAUUGGACGAGACGCCGCCGCCAUGAAGGCCGUCGUCGGCGAGGAAGCCCUCUCCCCCGAAGACAAGCUGUCCCUCGAAUUCCUCGACAAAUUCGAACGCACCUUCAUCAGCCAGUCCGCCUACGAAUCGCGCAGCAUCUACGAAUCCCUCGACAUCGCCUGGAACCUCCUCCGCAUCUACCCCAAGGAGCUCCUCAACCGUAUCCCCAAGCGCGUCCUCGACGAGUUCUACGCCCGCUCCGCUCGCAAGGUCGCCAACAAGGACACCCGGGACAGCACCAACCCGGGCCAGCUUCACACGCAGGGCGAGGAUCUGAUUGAUGCUUAGUUUUCUUUAAAUUUUGUCUUGUGGAUAUGAUAUGUCUGUUUCCUUUUCGCCGAUAUCUAUGCCGUUUUGCGUGUUUAAAACUCUUUUCUUUCUCGUUUUAGGCUUGUCUGGAUUGAUUGUGCUGCCGUAGUUGUAUAUCUAUUAUAUG